Molecule: messenger RNA, 1155 nt
Organism: Penicillium roqueforti
Lineage: Eukaryota; Fungi; Ascomycota; Eurotiomycetes; Eurotiales; Aspergillaceae
Product: NAD(P)/FAD-dependent oxidoreductase
Exons: 3
Coding region: 1-1155 (384 amino acids)
Molecular function (GO): oxidoreductase activity
Source: RefSeq, a predicted model, not a curated record
AUGGUCCUCAUCAAAGCAACAUUCGCGUCCGCUUUUGUCUCCUUGGUGGCAUGUGCCACUGCUGUGGAAGUGCCUAAGACCGAUUACGAUGUCAUCGUGGUCGGCGGUGGCCCUGCGGGUCUGAGUGCACUCAGCGGUGUCUCUCGUGUCCGCCGAACAGCUCUCUUGAUUGAUAGCCAGGAGUACCGCAAUGCCCCGACCAGGGAAAUGCACGAUGUCAUUGGAAACGAUGGUACACCCCCUGCUACUUUCAGAGGUCUAGCUCGCGCGCAGAUCGAGAAGUAUCCAACUGCUCACUUUACCAAUGAAACCGUGGAUUCCAUCGUUCCUUUCCCACAGGGGGAUUUCUCUGCCUUUACAGUGACCACCAAAGACAAGAACUACACUGCCCGUAAAAUUGUGCUCGGUACCGGUGUCCGUGACGUUCUACCCGCGACUCCUGGCCUUCAGGCGGGAUGGGGUCACGGUAUCUUCUGGUGUCCGUGGUGCGAUGGCUACGAGCACAGGGACCAGCCCUUUGGAAUGAUCGGUGAUAUCACCGAUAUGCUGGGUAAUGUGUUGGAAACCCACACUUUGUACAGCGAUAUCAUCGCGUUUGUGAACGGCUCGCAGACCGCGGAUGGCGAAGCCCGGGCAACGGCAAAGGUCGAAGACUGGAAGGAACAACUUGCCGCUUGGAACACUACCAUCGACAACCGCACAAUCUCUUCCAUUGAGCGCCUGCAGGAUGGCGGCGAUGGCAGGGGCGAGGACGGUGAGCAGUUUGACAAGUUUCGCCUUCACUUCACUACCGGCGAGCCUGUCGAGCGGAAUGCAUUGAUUGUCAACUUCCCAACUGUCCAGACUUCGACACUUCCAGCCAAGAUGCACCUGACCUUGGUUGAUAAUAAGAUCAAUGUUACUAGCGCGAUGCGUACCAGCGAGUCUGGUGUCUUUGCCAUAGGCGAUGCGAACAGCGAUGGCAGCACCAAUGUCCCGCAUGCAAUGUACACUGGCAAGAAAGCCGCUGUUUAUUUACACGUGGAAAUGUCGCGUGAAGAGUCGGAAUCUAAGGUCUCCAAGCGUACCGGACUCUCUCACCGUGAGCUCGAGGAGGAGGCCAUUAACGCAAUUGGCAACAACCUUGACGCAGAAUGGAAGCGCGCUCAGGAGUAA